CAAUUGGUUUUGCUUGUAUUUGUUGUUAUAAAUCACUCAUAUUUUAUUUUUUUAUUUAUAUUUCUAGGAAGUUGCAAAGAAAUUUAUGACUCUCGUUGGAACAAAACAGGGGUAUUUGAAUCGAAUCAGCUGUUCACAUCAAAUGUCAGAUUGGCCAAUGUAAACAAUCUAGUGCCGUUACACAACACAGGGCGUAUCGAAUGUAUUUAUGAAUUUUAUGCCAGUGGUGAUGAACGUGUUCAAAUUAAAUUUCUCGACUUUAAUAUACCCACCGAACAUAAAAAUUCAUCAGAAUGUAAACCAAAUGAUUCUUUGCAAUUGCUGACACAAGUUAAAGGAAAGUAUGAGCCGGUUGAUUUUUAUUGUGGGGCAUUUUUACCUAAGCCCAUAAUGUCAAAAGGGCCUAAACUAAUGUUACAAUUUAUUGGUAAAUAUCCUACAAAUCAACAAAAAGUUGGAUACUACGGUUUCAAAGCGGAAUACAAGUUUUUAACAAAUUAUGGUAUAACUACUGGCUAUCAGUUGGGUCACAAUUGCAGUUUUAUUUACAAUAGUACAACAAAGAAAACAGGAUUUUUUACUUCGCCAAAUUUUCCAGGUCUUUAUCCGCAAAACAUUGCUUGUCACUAUCUUUUUUAUGCUGAAUUUGAGGAAAAAGUCAAGAUUAAUUUUAGUUUUUUCGAUGUGGAGGGUAUAGACAGUUGCGGUUAUCUAACAGCCAGUGAUUAUGUUGAAUUUUCAAAUUUUAUCAGUACGGAUCGUAAAUUUCCAAAAUAUUGUGGCAAACGUGAUAAAUUUGAAAUACGUUCAGAUGAUCGUUUCUUCAGAGUGUCAUUCUAUACAAACGAUCGCUUCGAUCGUAAUGGUUUUCGUGCGUAUUAUGAGUUUGAAGGCAAAUCAACGCCUUCUGAAAAUACUUCGGUACAAAGUUAUACAUCAAUUUUAUCCAAUGGAUCAAAUCACGAAACACCUAUUCAUUUUGUAAAGUUUUUAUUAAUAUUAUUAUAUCCUUUUCAUAUGAUUUUUAUGUGAAAUUGUGUUUAGUUAAA
Messenger RNA from Lucilia sericata (common green bottle fly), 1049 nucleotides. It is a transcript of the gene Sol1, whose product is annotated as suppressor of lurcher protein 1. NCBI's taxonomy places the organism in Eukaryota, Metazoa, Arthropoda, Insecta, Diptera, Calliphoridae. The transcript has 3 exons. The annotation marks the transcript as partial. Gene Ontology annotation, cellular component: plasma membrane. The record is from RefSeq and is a predicted model, not a curated record.